Molecule: messenger RNA, 2221 nt
Organism: Habropoda laboriosa
Lineage: Eukaryota; Metazoa; Arthropoda; Insecta; Hymenoptera; Apidae
Product: collagen alpha chain CG42342-like
Exons: 24
Coding region: 57-1979 (640 amino acids)
Source: RefSeq, a predicted model, not a curated record
CGAGAAAAUUCCGUAAGGAUUCUUAUCAAACGGGGGGUGCAACACUCAAUUGGGUGAUGUGCGCCCUCUGUAUUACCAGCUUGGCCGUGUCCGGUCUACUGAUAUACAGGGAACUAAGAUUGGAAUCGCGUAUCGCCAAUUUGGAAGCUCGUUAUCAGUUACAAGAAACACCGGACCUUCUUAUUCAAAGGCUCAAGAGAGAAGUACAGCUACAAUUGGCGAGGCAUCAUUUCACCACGGAAUCGAACACAUUUCGGAUCAAACGAGACACGUCCAAGUGCAAUUGUCCACCAGGUCCUCCCGGUGAGCCAGGUCCUCCCGGAAAAAGGGGGAAAAAAGGGAAAAAGGGUGAUCCCGGGGUACAAGGCCCGAAGGGUGUGGAGGGGAUCCAGGGCAAAUACGGUUUUCCGGGACCUAUUGGGUUAGAUGGACCAAAAGGUGACCCGGGUGGACCCGGAGAAAAGGGACAGAAAGGCGAACUGGGAAGACCCGGCUUUGACGUCUUUUCUGCAGUAAAGGCACUUCAGGAGCAAGGGCAUAAUAUCUCAGCGCAGACCAUCAUACAACUGAAAGGAGAGCCAGGCGAACCUGGACCACCGGGACCACCCGGUCCUCCGGGAUCAGAAGGUCUUCCUGGGCUGAACGGCAGUAAAGGAACUACGGGUGACCUCGGGCUACCGGGUGAAAAGGGAGCACCAGGAUCGAUUGGGCCUAUUGGUCCGACUGGUACGCCAGGACUUCAGGGUCCUAAGGGUGAUAGAGGUGAUAAAGGCGAUCGGGGUAUAACAACGUCUUUGAACGGUGAACCGUUUCCAUCUGGAGUGUUCGAAGGACCGCCUGGUCCACCAGGACCACCUGGGCCCCAGGGCGUGAAGGGGGAGCUGGGUCCGGCGGGACCACCCGGUCCGCCGGGAGAGAAUGGUGGCCGGGGAAAACAAGGGAAGAAGGGUAUCAAGGGUGAGAGCGGUGUGGCAUUGAUGAGAGGCCCACCUGGGCUAACGGGUCCAAAAGGUGAACCCGGUGAACGGGGUUACCGGGGCGAGAAGGGCACCAAGGGAGACACGGGCUCAUCAGGGCCGAAGGGAGAUCAAGGACCGCCCGGUUUUUCGGGGCUGAACGGGAAAGACGGAGAGGCUGGUAUUCAGGGUCCUCCUGGACUGCCAGGUAUUUCUGGACCUAAAGGUGAGAAAGGUGAAUAUGGUGACAUUGGACCUCCAGGACUAAUGGGGCCACCAGGUUUACCUGGCCCACCGGGUUAUCCAGGUUUGAAAGGUGAAAAAGGAGAGAAAGGCGAAUCGAAAUACAAAAAACUUAGGCGAAGACAGGGAGAUGGUACGUUUGAAGUAAAUGCCGGUGAAGUGAUAAUGGGACCGCCGGGACCACCUGGUCCAUCUGGUACUCCUGGGCUUCAAGGUCCACCUGGGAUAAAAGGCGACCGAGGACACGAUGGCGCCAAAGGCGAUCCUGGAGAGAAGGGUGCCAAAGGAGAUCCUGGUCCAAUGGGACUACCCGGCCCCAUGGGACUGAGAGGAGAAUCCGGAAAACCCGGGGAUGCCGGGAAACCUGGUGCCAUGGGGACAUCAGGAUUAGACGGCAUGAAGGGUGCACAAGGAGAACCAGGCACAAAGGGAGAAAGAGGGGACCCUGGCCUACCUGGUACCGAUGGAAUUCCUGGCGCGGAGGGACCGAAGGGAGAGAAAGGUGCUAAAGGCGAAUCUGGACCGCCGGGGAAACGCGGUAGAAAAGGCGACAAGGGUGAUAAAGGGGAUCAGGGUGUACCUGGACUCGACGCUCCUUGUCCAUUAGGGGACGAUGGACUUCCGUUACCAGGAUGCGGCUGGAGGCCACCCCAGCAGGACAUCACUAGCACUUCAAUACCAGCUGUCGAAGGUCCUGAACCAGCAGAAACGGAUUACGAGGAGCAAGAAGAGGAAUACGAAGAAUAUACGGAUCCGAACGGAAACCUAGCCGAGCAAUAAUGCUCAUAGUGCGCUGCCCUAAUCACUACCAACAACUACCACCACUACUACCAAUACCAUCAUCACUACAACCACCAAAACCACCACCGCCAUCGUCCUCAUCACUCGUCUCACUUUGCUCUCCUAAACUAACGUGGUCCUGGUAAUUGCAAGUCCCGUAGUUAUACUAACGUUGUGUGCAUGUACAAUAACUAGCAACACUAAGUAACAAAAAUGUUUCGAACAAAAAGAUGCUUUUUACU